Molecule: messenger RNA, 2463 nt
Organism: Branchiostoma floridae (Florida lancelet)
Lineage: Eukaryota; Metazoa; Chordata; Leptocardii; Amphioxiformes; Branchiostomatidae
Product: fat storage-inducing transmembrane protein 2-like
Exons: 1
Coding region: 967-1914 (315 amino acids)
Biological process (GO): phospholipid biosynthetic process; lipid storage; lipid droplet organization
Cellular component (GO): endoplasmic reticulum membrane
Source: RefSeq, a predicted model, not a curated record
AUAUAUUAUCGCAAAGUGAACAAAAAAGGAGAACGGGCCGAAAAAUAUCCACUCCAUUAAACUUUAUUCUAUAUUACGUCUUUGCUCAAGAAGUGAUAAUACAAAUUGUUAAAACCUUAGUUGUUUGUGAGGUUUCGUUAACACCGCAAUGAUACAGCAACGUCUUUUGGAAGGUAAGGCUGGCCUCCUGUUAUGCUCAUGUGCGGUACAGAAGCGCCGCCCUGUGAGCGCUCAAGGUACCUCAACCAAGAGACGACUCAAUCAUCACGGACAACGAUGUCAGUGUUAACAGGGCAUCACUGUACAGAAUGAAUAGUCAAAAUGUGGAGUAAUUGAACUUUAUAUUAGACUCCCGAAAUGUUAAACACCUGUGUCGAAAGGAGAUUUAAUGUAAUGGUACUGCAGCAUGGACCUUCUUUUCAUGACCCAAUAUAUAGACCCACACCCCGAAUGAGUUAACAAAGAGGAACACCUCUAGGUUGGACAGCAAAACCGGUUUUGCACUGUGACAUUAGGGAUAUUUCAUUUAUAUGUUGUUUUUUUUUGGGGGGGGGCGAAAUUGUCUUACCCUUUCGUCUCAGACGUCACCUUUGUAUCGCCGUUCGCUAUUGGUCUAUACUCGUCUUGCAUGCACCCAACGGCGUACAGUGUUGUUCCCUUUCGUUACGUCACGAAAAGCUUCUCACAGACCCUGAUCAUAUUGUUCAGUGAACUAGCCCCUAGCAAGUUGUAUGAAUACAUGAUUAUGUGUACGGCACGAGACGUCCGAGAAAGAUACCAUUCUGGGGCAUUCAGAGCUAGCUAUCGUCUGAUUUUGAAGUAGAGCAUUUUGGGUUUGCGUUACGCAUACAAUUUUCGUGUGAGCAUUGAGGAUAAAGCGGGAUUGAGACAGAUUUGCUGUGAGCAGUGAGCUGAGAUAAUCUGUGGAACCACAACAAAACCUGAGGUGAAAGGUUAGCGCUAAACAUGGCGUCGCCAGAGACAGGACGCAGGUGUUCGUCGCUACUUUCGUCCGCUGCCAAGAUUGUCUGCAUGGACUUCCCGUGGAUCCGACUCGUGUUAAUGUGGAUCGUGGUGAUCGUCUGCUCCCUUGUGCACCAGUUCGCGCCCCUGAAGGACUCCUACCUGAACAACUCCGACAACGUUCUGAACGCGUACUUCGCGGAAUGGAGCUGGGCCUGGACCGUCAUCCCUACCGCAAUUUUUGUCCUCCUGACCAGCUACGUGUACACCCUUGGUGAAGUCAAAACUGUCCUCAAACACCAAGUCCGCAUGGUUGUCGGUACCAUGGUGUGGGGAGUGUGGGUCGGGUUGUUCCUCGGCGUCAGGCAGUGGACGGCGAGCUGCUCGGACCGUAGCUUCGACACCAACUCGACGGGCUGCGAGGAGGCGGGGCACCGAUGGGAGGGGUACGACAUCUCCGGUCACACCUUCCUCCUCAGCUUCUGCGUCUUCUUCAUCACGUCCGAGCUGACCGUGCUCCUGCAAUGGGACAGGGUUCCAGAACUGUUGGAAAAGGCGGGAACACGCCGUUUGCACGACCAACAGUCCUCGGAUCGGGCAGACGAACCAUCUCAAGACGGAACUCACAUCCGCGAAUAUCAAGCAGCAUCCUCAUCGUCCCUGGAGCGGUUUUACCGGCUUACUCCGUUCGUCUGGCCGCUGUUUUGCCUACUCGUCGUCCUGACGUUCCUGUGGAUGUUUCUGCUGGUUAUCACCGCCCUGUACUUCCACAGUGUAGGAGAGAAGCUGAUCGGGCUGUUCUGCGGCACCCUGUCGUGGUGGCUGACGUACGAGGUGUGGUACAGGCGAGCUGCGUUCCCGGGCAGGCCGGGGGCAGGGCGGCUCGGGAUGGACGGGACACCGCCUGAACAGAUAGAAUUAUUAGCAGCUAGUUCGCCACAAGGGCAUUGAUCCCAAAGAAUCGAAGCUUUGUGUCUGUGUGAAUGCUCCUGACAUUCCUGAAUGUGAUAAGGCAUCUCUUAUCUUGUCUUGUGAACUUUUGUAACCGAAGACCGUGGAACUAUCACGUUAGCUAGAGUUACCAGUAGUUACUUGUAGUUACGUCACGGGGACUUCGAAGUGAUAUGUUUACUUGUCUCUUAACCAAGGAGGUUAUAUGACUUCCUUGGGUUAACUAUUUUACUGACGAACAUGAGGGAGCGAACGCUGCCAUAUCUCCCAAUUCCUUAUGCAAUAGCUAGUUCGCCAUAUGGAUAUCAACGACCCGGAAGUUUUUUUUUCUACGUGUAUGUGUGUAUGCUUGUGACGAAGGUGAAGAAUGUCAUAUCUCUCAAUGAAAUGUGAGCUUAUGUUUGUGGCCCAAAACAUGGUUUUUCACAUUAGCUUUAGUGAUCAAUAGUAGUAGAUACGAUGUAGAUAAAUAUAUCAUAAUUUUUGUUAUUCCUUAACUUAAUGCAUUUGGCCGCAAUUCUGUAAUAAACUUCAUUGUUAUUGCCAUCA